Molecule: messenger RNA, 654 nt
Organism: Staurois parvus
Lineage: Eukaryota; Metazoa; Chordata; Amphibia; Anura; Ranidae
Source: the annotation of a GenBank genome assembly
AUAUUUAUAGUAUUUUGUCUCAUCACACGUAUCUCUGGGGCUGACAUUCAAUCAUUAAUCUUACAGCUCUCAAAUUCUGCCACACUGGAAGGCAAAGGGCAACUGAAGUUUACCUCUGGGCGAUGGAGCCCUCAUCACAACUGUACCCAGGUGGCCACGGCCAAUGACACUUCCAUCCGAGGCUGGGACAUCAGAACUAUGAGGCAGAUCUACUGCAUCGACAAUGCCCAUGGACAGCUGGUUCGAGACCUUGACUUCAAUCCCAACAAACAGUACUACUUGGCCAGUUGUGGGGAUGAUUGCAAAGUGAAGUUCUGGGAUACCAGGAAUGUUAAUGAACCAGUGAAAACACUGGAGGAACAUUCUCAUUGGGUUUGGAGCGUCAGAUACAAUCACUCCCAUGACCAGCUGGUCCUAACAGGCAGCAGUGACAGCAGGGUAAUCCUGUCAAACAUGGUCUCCAUUUCAUCUGAGCCAUUUGGACAUCUUGUUGUUGAUGAUGAAGAUUUGAGUGAUCAAGAGGAUAGUCAGCAUGAAGAAAAAACAAAAGAGCCACUCCAGGACAGUAUAAUAGCUACCUAUGAAGAACACACGAAGACAGCGUGUAUGCCGUGGAAUGGUCCUCUGCAGACCCCUGGCUCUUUGCUUCUUUAA